Mercurialis annua (annual mercury) is the source of this 735-nucleotide messenger RNA. Its product is annotated as F-box protein SNE. Gene Ontology annotation, molecular function: protein binding. The transcript has a single exon. Gene Ontology annotation, biological process: gibberellic acid mediated signaling pathway; regulation of gibberellic acid mediated signaling pathway. The record is from RefSeq and is a predicted model, not a curated record. NCBI's taxonomy places the organism in Eukaryota, Viridiplantae, Streptophyta, Magnoliopsida, Malpighiales, Euphorbiaceae. Bases 153 to 638 code for a protein of 161 amino acids. Gene Ontology annotation, cellular component: SCF ubiquitin ligase complex.
UCUGAAUAAUGUGACAUAAGUGUGUGUGUAGUGUAUAUAUAAAACCCAAAGGCAAAAUCAUUUCAAAUCUUUCUAUUCUCAAACACUCUCCGUGUCUCCCUCAUCCCAAACUUAAACCCUAAAACCACACGAACACAACAUAACCCAUAACCAUGCACCACCACACUCCACCACACACUCUACAAAAGAGACGACUGAACUUCUCCGUCAACGACCACAUAGACAUUCUCAUCGAAAUCCUCAAGAGACUCGACGGCCGCUCACUCGGCGUCGCCGCCUGCGUCUGCCGUCUCUGGUCCACCAUCGCCCGCAAUGACUCUCUCUGGGAAAACCUCUGCUUCCGCCACGUCAUUUCUCCUCCUCCUUCCACUGUGCGUCCCGUCAUUGUCGCUCUCGGUGGCUACAAGAGGCUCUACAUGGUCUGUGUGCGGCCUGUACUGAGUCGACUCGGCCGGAGGUUUAGACUCGGUGGUGAGUCGUCGGACCGUGUUAAGCGAGUGUGGACUCGGGAUGAGAUUCAGCUUUCGAUUUCUUUGUUUUGUGUUGAUUAUUAUGAGCGGCUUGGGAGGAUUGGCGGCGGCGGUGGUGAUGCGUCCGCAUCAUCUCUCAUGUUCCUGUGCAAGCCUGUUAACGUCUGAUUUGUUGACUUUUAUUUUUAUUUUUUUUAUUCAUGAUUAUUUGUUUGAAUGGUAAACGAAUAAGAGAGUUUAGAAUAGAGAUAUUUAAUUAGGAUAA